AUGACGGAUCUCGGUAAAGUUGAAUCUUUUCUAGGUAUCAAAGUUAGAAGAGACAGGGAGAGGCAGGUCUUAACCUUGACUCAGACUGAUUAUAUGGAUAAAAUUUUGGCUAAAUUUGGAUUCGAAACUUCAAAACCCGUGAAAACGCCCAUGGUCACUGGACAUGUGUUGAAUCACCAACAUCAGAUAAAUCCAACUGAUAAAGAUUGGAACAUGGUCAAAAGAGUGUUCCGAUACUUGGCAGGUACUAAGUCUCUUGGUCUAAGGUUUUUAGGAAGGCAGGAUAACUUAGAAGCCUUUUCGGAUGCCAGUUUUGGUGAUUGCAAGGGCUCGCUGACUACGAGCGGGUAUGUCAUCAAACUCUUCGGGGAUUCUGUAGCCUGGAGAACUCACAAGCAGACUUACGUAGCAUUGUCAACAUAUCAGGCUGAAUACGUGGCACCAAGUGAAGCAUGUAGAGAAUUGAUGGCAGUAGACAAUUCCCUCAAAAUCAUCCUAAGCAAGACUUGUUUUCCAGCUGAUCUUUGGUGUGAUAAUAAGGCAGUGAAAUUAAAUUUUAAAAUAAGUGGAAGCGGGAAAUUGAGACACAUGACAGAAAUUCACGAACAUCAUAUCAGAGAAUGUGUGACUUAUGGCAGAGUAACUGUAAGGUUUGACAUAAUUAAAAAACUUGGUCAAGGUACUUAUGGCAAGGUUCAGUUGGGAAUAAACAAGGAAACAGGACAAGAAGUCGCCAUUAAAACCAUUAAAAAAUGUAAAAUUGAAACAGAAGCCGAUUUAAUCCGCAUCCGAAGAGAGAUACAAAUUAUGUCCAGCGUAGAACAUCCAAAUAUUAUUCACAUUUACGAAGUUUUUGAAAACAAGGAAAAAAUGGUCUUAGUAAUGGAAUAUGCAGCUGGUGGAGAGCUAUAUGAUUAUCUUAGUGAGCACAAGAUUUUACCGGAAGAUGAAGCUCGGCGUAUAUUUCGUCAGAUUUGUACUGCAGUAUAUUACUGUCAUAAGCACAAAAUAUGUCAUAGAGAUCUCAAACUUGAAAAUGUGCUAUUGGAUCAAAUGGGAAAUGCUAAAAUAGCUGAUUUUGGCCUGUCAAAUGUAUUUGACAGUCAAAUACUCCUUCAUACUUUUUGUGGCAGUCCAUUAUAUGCUAGUCCAGAAAUCGUCAAAGGAACGCCAUAUAAUGGACCAGAAGUUGAUUGCUGGAGUCUUGGAGUGCUGCUAUACACCCUUGUUUAUGGUGCCAUGCCUUUCGAUGGCUCAAAUUUUAAAAGAUUAGUUAAGCAAAUUUGUGAGUCUGAUUACUUUGAGCCAAAAAAAAUAUCGUCAGCUUCAACUUUAAUAAGAGAGAUGCUGACAGUAUGUCCAGUACAAAGAGCGAAUAUUAAGAAGAUUUGCUCUCAUUGGUGGAUUAAUAAAGGUUAUGAACAGAGUUGCUCUGAAUUCGCUGAAGAAUUAGCUAAAAAAAUGCCAGGACGAUUGGACCUCUUACUUUCAUUAGUGACUAAAUCUACAAAUGCUGAGAAGUUUGAGGUAGGAAGCCAUCAGACAUCUUCAAAUUCACCAUCGGUUACCAAACUAACAGAAGAUCUAUCUUUUAAGACCCUUCUGCCAAUGAGAUGCCAUUCCGUUGGUAAUGUAAUAGAACUAGACACAAGUUUAGUUGGAAAAAAAAAAAAAGGAGAAUUCAUCGAUGUGCCAUCAACAUAUGAUUCAACUAUAUUGACCUCUGAAAAAAGAGGACUUGUGAAUGAAGGGGAAAGUACCGCUCAUCAAAAUCUAAUUGAGAAACUUUCUUUGACCAAUGACAUGGAUAAGAAAGAAAACCACCAGGAUGUAGUAGAAAAACAAAGCAGUAGGAAAUGCAAAGAUUCUUGUCACGAGGACAAUUAUAAUACAAAAAAUAGUAACAACCAUAACAACAACAGAGGAGGCUCUAACAACAAUAAUCCAACACAACUGAGGGUUCCAGAAGAAAAUAGUCUAUUCCAAUGCCGAAAUAGUCUUUCUUAUAUACAAACGAAAAAAAAUAGAUCAAAUACAGUCAAUACACCUAUUAAAGAAGCUAAAAAGUUAAAAGCUAGUGCUCUUUCACUUGAAUCUGAUAUGUCUCCAAGUAAAUCACGAACAAAAAGUCUAUCUGAGCGUCGAAAAUCAAAAAUAUUUGAAACAACUGAAAAAUUCAAACAAAUAUCUUCUCCUGUAGAACAAGAAAAACCAAAAAUUUUCAUCCCGGGUGUCAAUGUUGGAGGAGCAAAACUAGUAUUUGAAAAAAAAGCAAGUAUAUCUCCUACUACAUUGCCACAAACUUUUAAGGUUCCAGUGUCUAGAGUAAUUAUUGAUGUACCUGCAACAGACAAAAACAAUCAAAAUAAAAAAACAUUUGAAAAAGACUACGGUGGUGGAGACAAAUGUAUAAAUCAUGACGAAGAAAAAAAAAAAGCUCUUGAUAUUAUUACUGGUGCAUUAUGUAAGCCACCUGUACAAAAAAAGUUAAAGGGAUGUAUAUCAAUUGUCUCCAUUGAUUCCAAAAAGCAACUACCAGAAGAUACCCUGAUGCCCCGUAAAUCAGAUGAUAAAUUAUCUACAGUAUUAACAUCUAUAAGUUUUCAAGCUCAUUCUGAUAUACACUCAAAUCUUGGCAAUGAAAAUGUCAAACAAACACCCGAUGUACUAUGUAAUCAAGGAUCUGCAAGUAAUGAUGAAACGAAGUGUAGUAAAGUAGAAAUAAUAUUAAAAAGUGCUACUUUACCUCGACUUCGUAAGACUUCCAAAGCCAAAAUAACACUUUUAGAUCGAAGUCCAAUAGAAACAAUUGCUUCAUCAGAAAUCUUAAGAAGAGUUGAAAUAAAUAGGCCACGCCAAUUGAAAUGUCAGAGUUUGGGGAACUCGUUUUUAGUAUCACCUACAUCAUACAAAACUUACCGUAGCUGUAGUCUAGAUUCAAGAAGCCCAAUCAUUCCUGACUAUCUUAAAGAACGAAUAAUACCAAUUCAAAUAGAGCAAUCAUUACAGUCAAAUGCACGUUCAAAAGUUCUUCCAUCUCGAAUGAUAUCACAACAACGUUCUCUAUCACAACGCAUGGACUCGUUUUUCCGGCGUUCGACUGCUGAUGCUGCAAGCAAUACAUUAAGCUCAGUAUCGGAUUGUCAACCAAUAUAUAAGGUUCAAGAGGAGUACAUUAUACCUAUUUCCGUAGAGGAGGGUGGAUACUUAACUCAUGAAUUUGGUAGCGUACAGCAAAGUUACGUAAAUAGAACAAUCACUGACAAGAGACCGAUAAAAUCAAAAUUUUACAAUGUCCAAAGAUUAGGACCACUUCUAUCUGAUGCCAGUGACGAUGAUUUGCCAUUGCCUCUGAUUCAUAGGGAUAACGAAGAUUUGGUGCCAAGGAACAUGCACCAAUUAAGAAGUACACGGCUGUCCCGGCAAUCAUUAGAUCACGCUGAUAGUCUUACGUCAGAUGAAGAUGACGAUGAUGAUGGUUUUGAGUUACUCACAGCAGAAAAUUUAUUUUCAACGUUACUUUCACGAGUUCGGAGCCUUACUCAGAGACUUAAUGUAGACGAUAAAAAAAUUUGCAACUUUCCUAGUAAAAGAUUGCUUACCAGAUUCGAUGCAAAUUUAUCUUCAGAAUUUUAAAUGGCUCAUGAAAGUGAACCUAGUUGUACCAAAAUAAAUUUUUGA
This is a messenger RNA of Copidosoma floridanum, 3681 nucleotides long. RefSeq names its product Nuak family kinase 1 (gene Nuak1). The record is from RefSeq and is a predicted model, not a curated record. Gene Ontology annotation, cellular component: cytoplasm. Gene Ontology annotation, biological process: protein phosphorylation; microtubule cytoskeleton organization; intracellular signal transduction. Gene Ontology annotation, molecular function: tau-protein kinase activity; ATP binding. NCBI's taxonomy places the organism in Eukaryota, Metazoa, Arthropoda, Insecta, Hymenoptera, Encyrtidae.